This is a messenger RNA of Pyrus x bretschneideri (Chinese white pear), 2003 nucleotides long. RefSeq names its product cyclin-A1-1. Gene Ontology annotation, molecular function: cyclin-dependent protein serine/threonine kinase regulator activity. NCBI's taxonomy places the organism in Eukaryota, Viridiplantae, Streptophyta, Magnoliopsida, Rosales, Rosaceae. Gene Ontology annotation, biological process: regulation of cyclin-dependent protein serine/threonine kinase activity; mitotic cell cycle phase transition. The transcript is spliced from 11 exons. The record is from RefSeq and is a predicted model, not a curated record. The coding region runs from base 138 to 1685 and encodes 515 amino acids. Gene Ontology annotation, cellular component: nucleus; cyclin-dependent protein kinase holoenzyme complex; cytoplasm.
UGAAAUCCCUACGACUUCGCGCUUCAAUUAAAUCUCUCUCUCUCUCUCUCUCUCUCUCUCUCUCUCUCUGACUUCUUUGAGAAGUUAAACCACAUUGGCUUCCUUGCAACGCAAUUCGAUUAGGGUUUGGCCUGAAAAUGUCGACCCGGAAUCGCCGUCAACCGCCAUUGUCAUCCUCGUUGUCGGAGACAAAGAAGCCCUCGAUUUCGCAUCAUCCGAACAAGAAGCCCAUGGCGGCCAAGACCCAAGUGCCCAAGAAGCGAACUGCUCUCGCUGACGUCACGAACCAGAGGAAUAGGUGUCAAAGCGUUCCACCGACUCUAGCUUCGUCGAAGCCCAUGGUGCCAUGUACAAAUACAAUUGCUAAGACGAUUGCCAAUAAGACGACUGCUAAGAUGACAAAGGAAGUGUCAUCUUGCACGAAUAAUACUGGCUUGUCAGGGAAUGUAUUUCAAGCAUCAUUGAGUGCAAAAUCAAACAUCCUGGUUCCUUUCAGUGAUACAUCAUUCUCAGGAACUGAUCUGGCUAUCGAAGUAAUUCGAACUGAUCCUUCUCCAAGCAGCAGUGGUACUGUAAAUCAUGCAUUCAGAAGCAGGGAUGCAUCUCCAAGCAGAUCAGUUAGUGCUUCCGUGUCUUUGGAUGAGAGCAUGUCUACAUGUGAUUCGUUAAAGAGUCCAGAAUUUGAAUAUAUUGACAAUGAGGAUGUUUCAGAUGUUAAAUGGAUCGAGAAGAAAACAACUAAGAGCCUAUUCAUUUCGAACUCUCCAGGAAAAGAAGCCAACAUCUGGAAGAAAGAUAUAUUUUUCGAUAUGGAGGCAACAGAUAAAGUCGUUGCUAUGGAUGACAAUUUUAUGGAUCCACAGUUUUGUGCAACCAUUGCUCCUGACAUAUACAAGCACUUGCGUGAAGCUGAGGAAAAUAGAAGGCCCUCCAUGGACUUUAUGGAAACAAUCCAGAAAGACAUUAAUGCCGGCAUGCGUGCUAUUCUGAUUGAUUGGCUAGUAGAGGUUGCUGAAGAGUUCAGGCUUGUACCAGAAACACUAUUUCUGACUAUCAACUAUGUAGACCGUUAUCUUUCUGGCAAUGUGAUGAAUAGGAAACAAUUGCAGUUGCUGGGUGUUGCCUGCAUGAUGAUUGCAGCUAAAUACGAGGAGAUUGUUGCUCCCGAGGUGGAACAGUUCUGUUACAUCACGGACAACACAUACACCAAAGAGGAGGUUUUGCAAAUGGAAUCCUCUGUCCUGAAUCACUUGAAGUUUGAAAUGACAGCUCCAACUGCCUUGUGCUUUUUGAGGCGAUUUUGUUUUGCUGCUCAAAAGACCAGUGAGGUUCCAUCAGAGCAUUUCUGGUGCUUGACCUCCUACAUCACAGAGUUGUCUCUUCUAGAAUAUAGCAUGCUUUGUUAUGCCCCAUCUCUAAUAGCUGCUUCUGCUGCCUUCUUGGCAAAGUAUAUUCUUUCCCCUGUGAAAAAACCUUGGAAUUCUACGUUGAGACACUACACACUUUACCAAGCCUCUGAUUUGUUUGAUUGUGUCAAAGUGCUGCAUCAACUGUGUUGUAAUGGCUGUGGUUCAAACUUACCUGCAAUUAGGGAGAAGUACUGUCAACAUAAGUACAAGUUUGUGGCGAAGAAGUACUGUCCCCCAUCAAUACCUCCAGAGUUCUUCCAGGAUUUAAGCAACUAGAAGCUCACAUGAGUGCUCCAAUGCUCUAUAAUUUCCACGCCGGUGCCAACUGUAGAAUUUUGUACAAAUGUAGUUCUUGUUUGAUACUUUGUUCUACUUCAAAGAUCAAAUUAGGGAGGAAAUCCAUUCAUUUUUGUGUAUUAUGUUUUGCUUAGGAGUUAGAACGAAAAGAUUGUUGGUCUGGACUGGAUAAAGCAUUACUACACCGAUUGAUUUUAUCGUUGGGUUUCUUCGUCUCAGGUCGAGACAUGGAUGUGAUGAAUUUGUAUGCCAAAUUUGUGUGAUGAAUUUGUAUGCCAUGCUGAUGUGCUUGCCUUA